AUGAAUAGUCCAAUCAUCGGUCAAAUAUUUGAGUAUCAAGCAUUAAAAAGACCGAAGCAAGCUUGUCUUCUUUAUUCCGAUUCAGUACACAAAUUUUCUCAAUAUUCAUCAUUGACAUAUAAACAAGUCAAUGAUAUAACGAACAAUCUUGCUCAACAAUUUUCUCAACAUAUAUCACAAAUGAAUAAUACAGUUGUUUGUCUAUUAGCAAAUAACAGUGUUGACUAUUUAUUGACACUGUAUGCAUUGUUGAAAUUAAACGUUACUGUAUUUCCAUUAAGUACACGAAAUUCUCCAGCAGCAAUUGUAGAUUUAGUGAUAAAAACAAAAGCAUCCCAUUUAUUUAUAAGUGAACAAUAUUGGUCAAUAGUUGAGCAACUUAAGAAUCUAACAUUAGAAAGUGUUAAAUUAGAUGAAUUAGACAUCACCAGUUUGCAACAAUCAACACUAUCAUUUCCAAAGUUCGCUGAAACAGAAGAUCGUAUUCAGAUGAUAUUUCAUAGUUCGGGUUCCACAUCCUUUCCAAAACCAAUACAUUUUCUGGGCAAAAAUAUACUGGAUUAUUAUGAUAUAUUUACGAGUGUAAAUAGUGAAUAUUGGAAAGAGAAUGAUACAGUUUUGCUGUGGGGAUCAUUAUUUCAUAUAUUCCCAUUUGCAAUAACCGCCGUAGUAUUUCAAGCCGGUGGCACACUUGCAUUACCAUUGUCCGCUACUUAUCCGCCAUCACCAGCCGCACUUUUAGCCAAUAUUCAAGUUGAACAACUGACAAAGUUAGUUUCUCUACCAAUUCUUCUUGAAAAAUUAAUUGAUGAAAUGAAAAACAAUAAAGAUAUUAUCAAUUGGACACCACUAAUGAAAUUUGAUUUUAUUAUGUAUGGUGGAGCAACGUGUCCCGAUAUAAUUUGUCAAGAGUUAGUUGACAAUGGCGUGAAUCUUAUUGCUCACUACGGUUCGACUGAUCUAAAAUCAGAUCUAAAAUGUUGUCGACAUGAAAUGAUUAUACAUUUAAAUCAUGAUAUUAAAUUAUUGAAUGAACGAUCGGCAGAUUUGCGCCAAAGUAACGAUUUACAAGCUGUUUAUGAAGAUGAAUCAACAGUUACUGGACCAAUCAUCUAUUUCAUCUCAACGGCAACUCGUUUCCACCAGCUUGAUCGACAAAUUAUCGACCACAUUUGA
This is a messenger RNA of Didymodactylos carnosus, 1176 nucleotides long. Lineage: Eukaryota; Metazoa; Rotifera; Eurotatoria; Philodinida; Philodinidae. The record is from the annotation of a GenBank genome assembly.